UUGCUCCUACCGCGCCUGCGCCCUGCUCAGCCGGUAACUCGCCUUGGACAAGCAGAGGACGAGGCCAGCACUCCCGCCACUGUUGCCGCUAAGGUGCAGGCAAAAAUGUGGGUUUUUGGUUACGGGUCCCUGAUCUGGAAGGUGGAUUUCCCAUAUCAGGACAAGCUGAUUGGAUACAUCACAGGCUACAGCAGGCGCUUCUGGCAAGGCAGUACAGACCACCGUGGAGUCCCCGGCAAGCCUGGAAGAGUUGUGACUCUUGUUGAAGACCCUGGGGGUUGUGUAUGGGGUGUUGCUUACAAACUGCCAGUAGGAAAGGAAGAAGAAGUGAAAGCAUACCUUGACUUCAGAGAGAAAGGAGGCUAUAGGACCACGACAGUCACUUUUUACCCAAAGGAUCCCACUGCAAAACCAUUCAGAGUGCUGCUAUAUAUUGGAACAUGUGAUAAUCCUAAUUAUCUUGGUCCUGCACCUCUGGAAGACAUUGCUGAACAAAUUUUUAAUGCAGCUGGUCCAAGUGGAAGAAAUACAGAAUAUCUUUUUGAACUUGCAAAUUCUAUUAGGAAUCUUGUGCCAGAAGAAGCAGAUGAGCAUCUUUUCUCUUUGGAAAAAUUAGUAAAAGAACGUUUAGAAGGAAAACAGAACCUCAAUUGCUUAUAAAGACCUGAUCAUUGAUUUUUCCAAAGUAGAACUUUCAGUCUUCAGAGAAUAGUUUCACUGUGCAAUGACAAUAUGAUUUGGAAACGUAUUUACUUGGAAGAUCUCAUUUAUUUUUAAUGUUGCAGUCAAGAUAUUACAAUUUGUAGUUUAAUUGCAAAUGUCCUGAAACACAUACUUAUUCAAAAUAUUAGGGUAUAGUUAAAGAAAAAAUUCAAGUUUCAAUAAUAUAAUGAUUCCCUAACUACAUGAAAA
Phyllostomus hastatus (greater spear-nosed bat) is the source of this 912-nucleotide messenger RNA. RefSeq names its product ChaC glutathione specific gamma-glutamylcyclotransferase 2 (gene CHAC2). NCBI's taxonomy places the organism in Eukaryota, Metazoa, Chordata, Mammalia, Chiroptera, Phyllostomidae. The coding region runs from base 106 to 660 and encodes 184 amino acids. Gene Ontology annotation, molecular function: gamma-glutamylcyclotransferase activity; glutathione specific gamma-glutamylcyclotransferase activity. The transcript is spliced from 3 exons. Gene Ontology annotation, cellular component: cytoplasm. The record is from RefSeq and is a predicted model, not a curated record. Gene Ontology annotation, biological process: glutathione catabolic process.